This is a messenger RNA of Aspergillus terreus NIH2624, 1656 nucleotides long. RefSeq lists its product as uncharacterized. Gene Ontology annotation, biological process: transmembrane transport. The record is from RefSeq and is a predicted model, not a curated record. Lineage: Eukaryota; Fungi; Ascomycota; Eurotiomycetes; Eurotiales; Aspergillaceae. Gene Ontology annotation, molecular function: transmembrane transporter activity. The transcript has 6 exons. The coding region runs from base 1 to 1656 and encodes 551 amino acids.
AUGAAGGCGUGGUUGCUCGUGUCGUCGCUUUGUCUCUCUACCUUCAUCGCCGCCUUGGAGCAGACCAUCAUCUCGACGGCUGCCGAGUCCAUCUCGCGCUCUCUCCACACCACCGAACUGGAAUUCACCUGGAUUGGAACUGCCUAUCUUCUCCCUGCUGCCGCUUCGACGCCACCAUGGGGUAAACUCAGUGACAUCUUCGGCCGCAAGCCCGUCCUCAUGAUCAGCAUCGUCGUCUUCUUCAUCGGAUCUCUGAUCGGCGCGCUCGCCAUAAACAUCGACAUGCUCAUCGCAGGGCGCGUCAUCCAAGGCACCGGCGGCGGCGGCAUCCUGGGCCUCUCUGCGACUGUCAUCGGCGACGUCUUCAGCCCUCGUGAACGAAGCAAAUACUACGGUGUGCUCGGCGUGACCUGGGGCGUCGCCUGCGGGCUCGGUCCCAUCGUUGGCGGUGCAUUCUGCCAGUACGUAAGUUGGCGCUGGUGCUUCUGGAUCAACCGUACGUCCUUACCCCAAUCUUCCCCCAACCCGCUCAACCUAACAACCUCAGUCCCCGUCGCCGGCGUGGCAGGCGCCCUCGUCCUCCUCUUCCUGGAAGUGCACACGCCGCGCACGCCCAUCAUCGAAGGCCUUCUGGCCAUGGACUGGCUCGGCACGAUCACCAUCGUCGGCGCAACGGUCAUGUUCCUGCUCGGCCUCGGCUACGGCGGCAUCGCCUACCCCUGGAACUCCGCGACCGUCGUCUGCCUGAUCGUCUUCGGCAUCGGUGACAAUCGUCGUCUACGCCCUGAUCGAAUGGAAGGUCGCCAAGUACUCGAUCACGCCGCUGCGCCUGUUCAAAUCCCCCCUCCAAUUUCGCCACCUUCGGCAUCCGCCUACAUCCACGGCCUUCGCCUACAUCGGCCGACCCUCUACUACCCUCCCGCUGUACUUUCCAGAUCGUGCUCGGCGCCUCCCCGAUCCCUGUCCGGCGUCUACCUCCUCCCCGUCGCCGUCACGCUGUGCGUCGCCUCCACCGCCACCGGCCUCUACAUCAGCCACUCCGGCCGCUACCGCCCGCCCAUCUACUUCGGCCUCGUCAUGAUGAUCCUCGGUCAUGGCCUGUACAUCAACCUCCAGCCCUACGCCAGCUGGGCCCGCAUCAUCAUCUUCCAGAUCAUCGCCGGCCUGGGCCUGGGCCCGCUCUUCCAGGCGCCCAUCAUCGCCAUCUUCUCCCUCACCAAGCCCGCCGACACCGCCAGCGCCGCCGCGACGGUGUUCUUCGCUCGUGAUAUCGCUACCGCCAUGUCCAUCGUCUUUGGCGGCGUGAUCUUCCAGAACCGUAUCCGCGCGUUUAAGAGCGACAUCGAGGGCGUUGUGUCUCCCGAGUUGACGGAGCUGAUCACGUCCGGCGGUGCCACGACUGCGUCCGACCAGAUUCGCGCGUUGCCCGCGGCCGCCCGGAGUCUCGUCAGGGAUCGCUACAACACGGCGCUGCGGAGUGAGUGGAUCUUUUACACCGCGCUCUCCGGGGCGGCGUUGCUGCUGAGCGUGUUCAUUAGCAAACAGGUCCUCUCGCGGGACCACAAAAUGAACAAGACGGGUCUCGAUGUGCAGGAGGCGAGUCGUCUGGAAGAGCUGGAGAAGGAGAAGAAGGCAGCGGCGACUGAUGCAGUAUAG